This is a messenger RNA of Perognathus longimembris pacificus (Pacific pocket mouse), 1163 nucleotides long. RefSeq names its product alkaline ceramidase 3 (gene Acer3). The record is from RefSeq and is a predicted model, not a curated record. NCBI's taxonomy places the organism in Eukaryota, Metazoa, Chordata, Mammalia, Rodentia, Heteromyidae. The transcript has 11 exons. The coding region runs from base 76 to 879 and encodes 267 amino acids. Gene Ontology annotation, biological process: phytosphingosine biosynthetic process; ceramide metabolic process. Gene Ontology annotation, cellular component: endoplasmic reticulum membrane.
GCGCGCGCGGGACCGGACUCGGCCCCCGGAGUGGCCCAGCGGAGCGCGGCCGGCCGGGCGCAGGGCGGUGGCGCGAUGGCUCCGGCCGCGGACCGCGAGGGCUACUGGGGCCCCCCGACCUCCACGCUGGACUGGUGCGAGGAGAACUACGUCGUGAGCCGGUUCAUCGCCGAGUUCUGGAAUACAGUGAGUAACCUGAUUAUGAUCAUACCUCCACUUUUUGGUGCAGUUCAGACUUUUAGAGAUGGACUGGAAAAGCGGUACAUUGCUGCUUAUUUAACACUCACAGUGGUAGGAAUGGGGUCCUGGUGCUUCCACAUGACUCUGAAAUAUGAAAUGCAGCUGUUGGAUGAACUCCCAAUGAUUUACAGUUGCUGCGUAUUUGUGUACUGCAUGUUUGAAUGUUUCAAGACGAAGAACUCAGUAAACUACCAUCUGCUUUUUACCUUAGUUCUAUUCAGUUUAAUAGUAACCACAGUUUACCUUAAGGUUAAAGAGCCUAUUUUCCACCAGGUCAUGUAUGGAAUGUUGGUCUUUACUUUAGUACUUCGGUCUAUUUAUAUUGUUACAUGGGUAUACCCGUGGCUUAGAGGGCUGGGUUAUACAUCCUUGGGUAUAUUUUUAUUGGGAUUUUUAUUUUGGAACAUAGAUAACAUCUUUUGUCAUUCAUUGAGGAACUUUAGGAAGAAGCUGCCACCUGUUCUCGGUGUGAGCACGCAGUUUCAUGCAUGGUGGCAUAUUUUAACAGGCCUCGGGUCUUACCUCCACAUCCUCUUCAGUUUGUAUACCAGAACACUUUACCUGAGAUACAGGCCAAAAGUAAAGUUUCUCUUUGGAAUCUGGCCCAUGAUCAUGCUCGAGCGUCUCAGGAAUCAUUGAAGAAUAACUUUACCAAGGGAAAGAAAAGCCACCCGCCAUAGUCCUGGAAGGACAGAUAAGAAAGUGCACAAGAUCUACACAUCCAGAUACGUCAUGACCAUCGCGACAGGAGAGACUUUCCGACUAAUGCUGCCAGCCCCUUGGAGAACGAGGAAUGGGCCGCUGGGUGACUAGCUCCUAGCUCUAGCUCAGUUUGUCCUUAUCUUCAUCCUGAGAUGUUUAUAAAGAAACAAAUAUGAUGUGUUUUACUCAAGAAUGCCUGGGAAACUGGGCUUUUCUUAACA